AUGGCCGGUCAAACUCCGUCAAAUUUAAUCGAAGAAAUUAGUGAUCAUCCUGAAUUUAUUGUUGAAUAUGAGCCGGUGAGAAAAAAGGAGAACAAAAGGGAGAAAUUUAAGAACAGUAGGUUUUGUUUGUUUGUGUAUGGAUCGGAUAUGACGUGGAUGGUGGAGGCGAUGGCGUCAGGGUGUGUGCCGGUGGUGAUUACGGACCGUCCGUUACAGGAUCUGCCGUUGAUGGAUGUGGUUGACUGGUCAGAGAUGGCGGUGUUUGUGGGGGUAAAGGGUGGUGUUAAGGGUUUGAAACGGGUGUUGGAUGGAAUAGAGAAAAGUCGGUAUGAGCGGUUGGUGGAAUCUGGUGUGGCGGCGACACAGCAUUUGGUGUGGAACGCAGAACCGCAGGCGCAUGAUGCGUUCCAUAUGGUUGUUUAUCAGUUGUGGUUAAGACAGCAUACGGAGGGUGAUGGUGGCGGUGAUGGUGGAGGCUUUAUCAUGGACUUAGAAGCAACCAUGUGGUCAAUUUGGAAAACUCAAGUUCCUACUACUGAUAGGUGA
Messenger RNA from Helianthus annuus (common sunflower), 546 nucleotides. Its product is annotated as probable glycosyltransferase At3g07620. The coding region runs from base 1 to 546 and encodes 181 amino acids. Gene Ontology annotation, molecular function: glycosyltransferase activity. The transcript has 2 exons. Lineage: Eukaryota; Viridiplantae; Streptophyta; Magnoliopsida; Asterales; Asteraceae. The record is from RefSeq and is a predicted model, not a curated record.